AUGCAUUUCACGAAGAACUUGUCGACAUUUGUUGUCAGUGCUCUGCUUGCCACGUCCGCUACAACAGAGCUCACGAAAGCUCCGCGAGAUAUCAGGAGUGUCAUCGAGCGUGACGGCACCAGCAAGACUGGGCUGUCUCUUCAUGCUCGUGCCGAAGAAGUACCCAUGGGCAAGACCGGAGGGACAAGGGGCAAAGCGAUUUCCACCAGCGGCCUCGACACAUGCAUCGGCCUUCUGAUCAUGGGCAAGCAAAUUCACCAUGGCGAUGACAAGUGGGAUCGUGUCCUGGGCCACCUGUCCGAGGAAGACGAGGAGUGGCAUUUGGACGACAUCAUAUACCAGUUCGAGACCUUCAAGAAGAAGGUCAAAGAAAUGGACCUCGAGAAUCAAGAAGGGUGGUUCACGGCUGUCGAUGUCUCAUCGCUCAACGCGGAAGAUUGGGAGGAUGACAUGAAGGAGAUGCUGCAGGAGACCAUCAACGACGUUCGCAGCAAGUUCAAGGAUCUCGUCGGCGGCAAAAUUAACUACUUCUGUUCCCUCUGCCUGGGUACCUCCUAUCUGCCUGUUGAGCUGCAGCACAUGCAUGUACGGUGA
This is a messenger RNA of Anthostomella pinea, 594 nucleotides long. The record is from the annotation of a GenBank genome assembly. Lineage: Eukaryota; Fungi; Ascomycota; Sordariomycetes; Xylariales; Xylariaceae.